CACGAAGCGACUAGCUUCUCUCACUCUCUGUCGGCUUUCUUAAGGACACUCUUCUCUCACUCUCUAGAUGAACUACAAACAAAAAAGAUGUCGCUCUUCAUUGGUUACAACAGCGGCCCUUUGCCUUCUCACUUCCGAGGCGAGAGGAGACCUCGUCUUGGGGUCCUACAGCAACCUUCUCCGUUUGCUUAUGAUCGCCUUCAUGGAGGAGUGAGAUCCUUUUCGUUUCAUCUGCCUCUACAACUUGUACAAGGACCACAACAAAGACCAACAGCGAAGACGAAGAUUGCGCGUACGAUGAUACGGCCGACAAGACGAAGACUACACGCCUUCGCAACAUGGAUCAUCCUGGUGUUCCUCUUCUUGCUUACUUUGACAAGCCCAUCCCCAUCGCUAGCAGUGGUAGAUCGAGGAAGCGGACGUCACAGCGGACAGGCGAUGAGGAUGGUUUUAAGGAGGAUCACAAUAGAUCCAGAUAAAUGUUGAAUGAAUGUUAAGUAACUCAGUAAGCAUAGCAUGGAAUUCUAGAACGCCGUCUAUCAAGACUGACUGCAACUUUCUGCAAAUUUGAAGAUGUUGUAUUAGAAGGCGUAGCAAACUUGGAGUCUGAGUCUGUCUCGAACCGAGACGACGGCCACUUUAGAAAAUGAAUUCUUGCAUAUACUUCUAACGCCAAGUAAACUCUGUGGCUGCAAGAAAGAGGAGUGCUCUUCUCCGUCAAAGGACCAGGACGCUGCUACGUCAAUGGUGGGUAGAGUAGAAGAUGUUGUAUUAGAAGGCGUAGCAAACAAGACUGGGACUGCGACGACAUCUACGAGACCCCGCACCAGAACGAGUCGUGGUCUCCCCACUCUUCAAGCAUUCUUUUCGAAGCUGAAGAUGCGCAGCAGUACUAAAAAAUCAGAAGAUCCGAUGGGAGCUGGAGGAGGACACGACCCGCACCAGCGCAACAACAUCACGUCCUCAAUUAUCGCCCAAAAUACAAAUAGUACUAUAAUAUAA
Amoebophrya sp. A25 is the source of this 1002-nucleotide messenger RNA. Lineage: Eukaryota; Dinophyceae; Syndiniales; Amoebophryaceae. The record is from the annotation of a GenBank genome assembly.